This is a messenger RNA of Paramuricea clavata, 204 nucleotides long. Lineage: Eukaryota; Metazoa; Cnidaria; Anthozoa; Malacalcyonacea; Plexauridae. The record is from the annotation of a GenBank genome assembly.
AUGGUGCAGUCAUCAAAAGACGAGAUAUACAGAAUCUUAUUUGACACAGUGUACGAAGCGUCAAUUAAUUUUACCCAGUCAAUGAGUGCCAGACUGGCUGAAGACGAUCUUGACGAUCUUGUGCGGUUUCGUGCAAAUGCUUUUAGACGAGCAGUUGACCAGAUUACGACUAGUAUUGACGAACGCUUUAGUCAAAACGGUUAA